Coregonus sp. 'balchen' is the source of this 623-nucleotide messenger RNA. NCBI's taxonomy places the organism in Eukaryota, Metazoa, Chordata, Actinopteri, Salmoniformes, Salmonidae. The record is from the annotation of a GenBank genome assembly.
AUGCGCGACGCCUUCGUCAUCCUGGUAGAGAAUGCCUUCAGAGUGGCCACCAUCAACACCGUGGGGGACUUUGUCCUCUUCCUGGGAAAGAUGUGUGUGUUUGGAGCAUUGUUGUGAUCUCUCCCAUCAAUCCAUCUUAAUUUUACAGAGCAGUUUGUGUGUUUUCUCAGUCACCACCACAGAAAGCUUUUGAGGAAAUUGUUCUUUUGAACUUGAUUAUGCUCAUUUCGCAUGAUCUUAAGAUUAAAUGUAUCCAGAGCAAGUUACAUUUAGACAGAUAUAAAUUAAUAUUCAGAUUCUUACAAGUUCACUAGAUGGUACUAUUCUCUUCAUUUCACACCCACUCCCACUCCCUCUCUGUGUGUGUGUGUGUGUGUGUCUGUGUGUGUGUGUGUGUGUGUGUGUGUGUCCAGGUACUGAUCGUCUCGUGCACAACGUUUGGUGGUGUGCUGGAGGUCAACUACCAGCAGGACUACACCGUGUGGGUGCUGCCUCUGCUCAUCGUCAGCCUGUUCGCGUGGCUGGUGGCCCACUGCUUCUUGUCCAUCUUUGCGCUCAUGGUGGACGUGCUCUUCCUCUGCUUGACCGUGGACACCAAGCACUAUGACGGCAGCCCCGGCUGA